Molecule: messenger RNA, 2607 nt
Organism: Ochotona princeps (American pika)
Lineage: Eukaryota; Metazoa; Chordata; Mammalia; Lagomorpha; Ochotonidae
Gene: CARS1
Product: cysteinyl-tRNA synthetase 1
Exons: 23
Coding region: 109-2604 (831 amino acids)
Biological process (GO): cysteinyl-tRNA aminoacylation
Cellular component (GO): cytoplasm
Molecular function (GO): cysteine-tRNA ligase activity; ATP binding
Source: RefSeq, a predicted model, not a curated record
CCUAGCGACCGGCGGUGUCCCGGAAGGCGGGCGCGGCGUGCGGGCGGAACUUCCGGGGCGGUGGUUGCAUCAGCUUUCUGGGCAGCGGCGGCGUGCGGGUGUCUGGCCAUGGCUGGUUCCAGCGGGGAGCAGGCUCUCGACUUCAGGUCCCUGUUGGGCAUUAGGGACGAGGCAGCCAGGGCGUGGGCCCUGAAUGAGCACCUGAGCACGCGUAGCUAUGUCCAGGGCCAUGCGCUGUCCCAGGCGGACGUCGACCUGUUCAGGCAGCUCUCGGCCCCGCCCGCUGACGUGCGGCUCUUCCACGUGGCUCGGUGGUUCAGGCACAUAGAAGCGCUCCUGGGCGGCGCUCGGGACACAGGCCAGCCCUGUGGGCCCCAAGCAAGUAAAGGGCGCCGGGUGCAGCCACAGUGGUCUCCCCCAGCCGGGACCCCACCGUGCAAGCUACGCCUUUACAACAGCCUCACCCGCAGCAAGGACGUGUUCAUACCCCAAGAUGGAAAGAAGGUGUCGUGGUACUGCUGCGGGCCCACUGUCUAUGACGCGUCCCACAUGGGCCACGCCAGGUCCUACAUAUCAUUCGACAUCCUGAGGAGAGUGCUGAGGGAUUAUUUCAAGUUUGACGUCUUCUACUGCAUGAACAUCACUGACAUUGAUGACAAGAUCAUCAGGAGGGCCCGGCAGAACCACCUGGUGGAGCGGUACCUGGAGAAGAGGCCGCAGGCGCCGCAGGUGCUGGCCGACGUCCAUGCCGCCCUGAAGCUGUUCUCGGUGAAGCUGAAUGAGACUGUGGACCCCGACAAGAGGCAGAUGCUGGAGCGCAUGCAGCACGCCGUGACGCUCGCCACAGAGCCGCUCGAGAGCGCCCUGAAGGCCCAGCUCCCCGAGGAGAAGGUCCAGGGCUGCGUGCAGGCUCUGCUGGAGGAGGCCAAGGACCUGCUCUCCGAGUGGCUGGACUCCAUGUUUGGCAGUGAGGUCACUGACAACUCCAUCUUCUCCCAGCUGCCCAAGUUUUGGGAAGGGGAAUUCCACAAGGACAUGGAGGCCCUGAACGUGCUGCCCCCGGACGUCCUGACGCGGGUGAGCGAGUAUGUGCCAGAGAUCAUCGGCUUCGUCCGGAGGAUUGUGGAGAACGGCUACGGGUACGUCUCCAACGGCUCUGUGUACUUCGACACGGUCAAGUUUGCCUCCAGUGAGAAGCACUCCUAUGGGAAGCUGGUGCCCGAGGCCGUUGGGGACCAGAAGGCUCUGCAGGAGGGAGAAGGUGACCUGAGCGUCUCAGCCGACCGCUUGAGCGAGAAGCGCUCAGCCAAUGACUUCGCACUGUGGAAGGCCUCCAAGCCAGGGGAGCCGUCCUGGCCGUGCCCAUGGGGGAAGGGUCGCCCGGGGUGGCACAUCGAGUGCUCCGCCAUGGCCAGCGCUGUGCUAGGAGCGUCGAUGGACAUUCAUGGAGGAGGGUUCGACCUGCGGUUUCCCCAUCACGACAACGAGCUGGCACAGUCGGAGGCGCACUUUGAUAGUGACUGCUGGGUCAGGUACUUCCUGCACACGGGCCACCUGACGAUCGCUGGCUGCAAGAUGUCAAAGUCCCUCAAGAACUUCAUCACCAUCAAAGACGCCUUGAAAAAGCACUCAGCCCGACAGCUGCGGCUGGCCUUCCUCCUGCACUCCUGGAAGGACACGCUGGAUUAUUCCAGCAAUACAAUGGAGUCGGCGCUGCAGUACGAGAAGUUCUUGAAUGAGUUCUUCCUCAACGUGAAGGACCUGCUGCGCGCCCCCGUGGACGUCACCGGGCAGUUUGAGAAGUGGGAGGAGGAGGAGGCCGCCCUGAGCCACAGCUUCUGCGACAGGAAGGCGGCCGUGCACGCGGCGCUCUGUGAUAACGUGGACACGCGCACUGCCAUGGAGGAGAUGCGGGCCCUGGUCACCCAGAGCAAUCUCUACAUGGGCACCCGGAAGGCGGCCCGGAGGAGGCCCAACCGGGGCCUGCUGCAGAGCAUCGCACAGUACCUGACAUACAUGCUGAAGGUCUUCGGAGCCAUAGAGGAGGACAGUGCCCUGGGUUUCCCGGUUGGAGGGCCUGGGAGCAGCCUGGACCUGGAGGCCACGGUGCUGCCCUACCUGCACGUGCUGUCCGAGUUCAGAGAGGGUGUGCGGAGGAUUGCCCGGGAGCAGAAAGUCCCCGAGAUCCUGCAGCUCUGCGAUGCCCUUCGGGACGAGGUCCUGCCCGAGCUUGGGGUGCGGCUGGAAGACCACGAAGGGCUGCCGACAGUGGUGAAGCUGCUGGACAGGGCCACGUUGCUCAAGGAGAAAGAAGACAAGCAAAGGCUGGAAGAGGAGAAGAGGAGGAGGAGGGAGGAGGCCGCCAGGAAGAAGCAGGAGCAAGAGGCGGCUAAGCUGGCCAAGAUGAAGACCCCGCCCAGCGAGAUGUUCCUCUCUGAGAGCGACAAGUACUCCAAGUUUGAUGAAAACGGUCUGCCCACACACGACGCGGAAGGCAAGGAGCUGAGCCGGGGCCAAGCCAAGAAGCUGCGGAAGCUCUUCGAGGCCCAGGAGAAGCUGCACCGCGAGUACCUGCAGACGCUGCAAAGUGGAGGCGCACAGUGAGCG